Messenger RNA from Strongylocentrotus purpuratus (purple sea urchin), 2055 nucleotides. Its product is annotated as cytochrome P450 3A56. NCBI's taxonomy places the organism in Eukaryota, Metazoa, Echinodermata, Echinoidea, Camarodonta, Strongylocentrotidae. The record is from RefSeq and is a predicted model, not a curated record. The transcript is spliced from 11 exons. Gene Ontology annotation, molecular function: oxidoreductase activity, acting on paired donors, with incorporation or reduction of molecular oxygen, reduced flavin or flavoprotein as one donor, and incorporation of one atom of oxygen; steroid hydroxylase activity; heme binding. Bases 184 to 1176 code for a protein of 330 amino acids.
UAACACACAACGGUUGCAACGUAUUAUAGCCCCUAGGAAAACGCGAACAUAUUUUACGUGCGAGUGUUGAAUUCAUAUCUUACAAGAUAUAGUCAGAGAGAGGUUCGAUCGAAGUUCGUUAAUCUAGCAGUGUUUAGUGAAGAAAUCAUACUCGAAUACCGAACUAACGUCGGACGCAACAUCAUGGCCGUUCUCGGAACGAUAAGCGGUCUUUUCUUGAUGACCACCGUGUAUCUCAUGGUAGCCGUGGUCGUUAUUUUCUUCAUCUAUGAUUAUUGGACUCAUACGUAUUUCAAGAGGCUUGGUAUUCCAGGACCCCCUCCCAAACCCAUCUUUGGCAAUGCGUUGGACUUUAGCAAGCAGCCCAUUUUCGACGUGAUCGACGAGUACGCAAAUAAAUACGGUCCAGUUGUCGGUAUCUACAUGUGGAGGCGACCCCUGCUCCUGAUCAGAGACCUCGAUAUGCUACGUGAUAUCAUGGUCAAGGACCACCAUAGAUUCUACAAUAAAUUUCCGUUUCCAAUGAGCUCAGGAAAUUUCGACAACGCCCUCUUCCUCUUGAGAGACGCACAGUGGAAGAGAGUUCGUGAUAUCACGACACCAACCUUCACAGGAAAGAAAAUGAAAAUGAUGUCAGGUAUCCUCAAUGAAGGUGCAGACACAAUGGUUGAGAAGCUACUACAAUCAUGUGAUGAGGAUGGGAACAUCGAUUCACUUGAAUUGUUUGGAAGCUUUGUAAUGGACUCUGUGGCAAGCUGUGGGUUCGGUCUGAAGGUCAACUCGCAGAAAGACAAAGAUCACCUCUUCAUUAAAAACGGCAAGAGAUUCUUCGAAUUUAUUUUUAACUCUCCGGUUUUCAUGGCUGUGUCUUUCAUGCCUUUCCUGAGGCCUGUCGUCAAGUUCUUCAAUUUCUCACUCUUCCCGAAAGACGUCAUUCAUUUCUUCACUGACGUCACAGAGAAGGCAGUCGCUCUGAGAGAAAGUCAUCCUUCCAGACAGAGAGUGGACUUUCUACAGCUCCUGAUUGAUGCCAAGAAUGGUAAGAGCAAAAUGGCGAGUGAAAACGACGAAGACGACAUCCAUAACAAAUACUUCAAAGACGCAGGAGCUGAUGAGAACAUUUCGACCAAAACUCAAAAAUACUUGACAAGGGAGGAACUACUUGCUCAGAACUGAUCGAGAAUGCGGGGAGACUUGUACUUACAAGGGUUAUAAGAUUGAGAAGGGUCUGCAGAUCUGGAUACCAACCUACACCAUUCAACGUGAUCCGAUCUACUGGCCCGAUCCCCUCAAGUUUGAUCCUGACAGAUUCACGAAGGCGAAUCGCGAGGGUUGUAACCCGUUCACCUGGUUGCCUUUCGGUGCGGGACCACGUAUCUGUAUCGGUAUGAGGUUCGCUCUUAUGGAAGCCAAGAUGGCGCUAGUCCGAUCCUUGCAAGUAGUCCGCUUCGAGAUUUCGCCUUUAACCAAGAUCCCACCAGAUGUCGGAAACACUUCGCUCCUGUCGAAGAAAAGCAGCUACACUCUCAAGGCUGUACAACGUCAUUGAGUACAAGCACCAAAGCCAUAGGAAUCACAAGACUUUAAAAAUAGUAAUGAAGUAGAACAAUAGUUUAAAAAUAAAGGUAGUGGGAAAAAAAGGCGAAGGGAAGGGAAUGUGAGAAAUAGAUAAAAGUGCUCCCUCCCAGGCUCCCCCCAAUACUGCUGUCCUUGUAUAUUUGUAUUUUAUUCUCUCUUGAAAGCGCCCCCACCCAAAAUGCCAAUGCUCCUUCAGUGAUUGGAGUUAAGCUGAGUACAUUAGAUCAGCGUUUUUCAACCGGGGUGCCGCAAAAUAUCUAUACUAGGGGUGCCGCGAGAGAAAUUUAGUUGCAUCAAAAAAUAUUUUGGAAUAACGUCGAUUUCGUGAAUUAAAAAGUAUUAGAAACAGCUUAAAUAUGUUAUUUGGUGAGGGAAUAGCAUUAUAAGAUAACAAUUUUAUUUCUCCCUCGCUCGCUUCACUUGCUCGCAUUAUUUACAAACAUGCCCGACGUGCCCGAAUACUAUUUUAUAUCCUUU